AUGUUGCGGCAGCACAAACUGGCGAACCUACAGAUGCAGCGACAGCAGCUUCCACACAAGCAUCAGCGACGGCUGCUCCAGUGGCCAGGCCACCAUGGCGACCAGAGAAAGAAGACACUAGAAGGCGUGUGCUCUGACGGCAAGUGCCAGCCCGUUCCUCUGACCACAGCAGCAACAACAGUUCAGGAAAAAAGCACUACUACCGUCUCCACCACACAGACAGACACAGUUACUGCCACCGGAGCAGACGAACAAUCUACAACUCAGGUGGCUGCAGCCACAGAAGACGUAGAAACCUUAUCAACGUCCACAACCCGUGUAGUUGAAGAAGGUGAUUACACGAACACUGACCAGGGUAUCAUCGUUAACGCAGCUGAAAGCACAACAGCAAAUUCUGAAUUCGGGACAACCGAAGAGCCGGCGAGCUCCUCUGACGGGCAGGCCACGACAGUGAACUCAGGACCAUGGGCCGAAGGUGAAGCGCGCACGGAAGAGAACGUUAGUGAACCGGCACCAACUGCCGAGACAGCAGUACCGGGGGCGACCGAGAACAACAGAGGUCACUCAGUAGAGGAAGUGACGACUACUCAGCAGCAAACAACGGGUGAAUCACUGCACGAAGGCACGGCUGUACCAGAAGAUUCAACAGAUAUUGUGGGAAGUGAGCAAGCUGGUACACCGUCAGGCGAUGAAGUGACAACACAAAGUGAAAGAAAAGUUGACGGAGAGCAAGACACUACUGCCGCUGGCCAUGCUGCCGGUGAGGGCGAGGAAGGGUCCGGUAACAUCGAAGGAGUGUCUGUAUCCGAAGUGACAGGUCCGGAGGCGACAACAACGACGAGCAGUAGUAUUGAGGAAGCUGUGGCUGUAGUUUCAGAAAGUGACGCCAUCAUUGUUGACCCGUCCUCUCAGUCAGCAUCCGAAGGUAGCGCUGUUGAACUGGAAACCGAAGUGCCGCAAACAAGUCAGGCACCCAUCACGACCACAGGUUUGGCAGCUGGUUCAAAAGGAGGAGUUGAUGCUGAUGAUGCCAGUUCACCCACCGAGACGGAGCUUUCGGCACAAAGCUCAACGUCAGUGGUAACUGAAGGUGUUUUCGAAGAAGUUACUGAAACAACCAAUCUUGAGAAAAACGUUGAAGUUGACGUAACGGUAACCGCUCAGGAGAAUCCCAGCACUACUCCUGCUCACGAAGAUGAAGAUGCCGGUCACGCAGUGACAGAAGUAGUGUCUAGCCAGCCAGAUGACGAUGAACAUGCCACAGCAACUUCACAUGCAGUCAUUUCUGAUAUUCAACAGGAAGUGACUGAAGGCGUCAUUUUAACAACCACAGGCGGGGCCACGGAAGCAACGACAGCUGUGGGUGAAACAGCAACUGCUAAAGUUAUCACAGUUGUCACUCGCAAAGAAAUCGUCCGUCCCGUAGGGUCAGAUGCCGAUCAGUCAGACGUUACUGUGGUAGACUCCACUCGUAGCACCUACGUAGAAACAUUGCCCGUAUCAGAACUCAACGAAACGGUUGCAUCUAACACAGCAGAAUCCGUUGUUUCAGUGUCCAGCGACAAUCCUGGCUUAGCUACAGAUGAAAGCAAUGCAGGGGCUGCAGCUAGCUCUACAGACGGUGUAUUAGUCAGUGAACCUGAAGCUGUGGCCACAACGGCUUCUGCCGUUGAAGUAGCCCAGACAGAGCAGGUUGCGACUGAACUACCCGAAACAAAAGCAGCGCCAGUUAUUGAUGAGACCACUGAAGGAACGACAGCAACGGACGAAUCAGCAACUGUUAAAAUUAUCACAACCAAUACUCAAAAGGAAAUCACUCGGCCGAUAGACGGCGAAGCUAGCCAACCAGAAGAAACUUCAGUGGACACAAAGCGUACCACAUCCGUGGAGGAAUUACCUGUUUCAGAAGUAGAUCAAACAAGUGCUUCUGAUCCCACAGGUUCUGCCGUGGCUGAAACCAGCGAAAGCGUAAGUGAUAGUCCAGACAACACGGGUACAGCUGCUGCUGUAUCCGGCGAGCCUACGGCUGGGGCCACAAGUUCCACAGAAGUGUCUCAGGUUCUGCAGGAUGCCACUGAAGUAAGCUCUGUGGUCGUUGCAAACGAAGCCUCUGAGAGCACGACAGCUGCUGCUGCUGCUGAGCCAGCCACUGUAAAGGUUAUAACAACUAUCACUCACAAGGAGAUUGUUCGUCCAGUUUACUCAGGACGACUCUCAGUCUGA
Messenger RNA from Dermacentor silvarum, 2223 nucleotides. RefSeq names its product mucin-22-like. The transcript is spliced from 2 exons. Lineage: Eukaryota; Metazoa; Arthropoda; Arachnida; Ixodida; Ixodidae. The coding region runs from base 1 to 2223 and encodes 740 amino acids. The record is from RefSeq and is a predicted model, not a curated record.